UUCUCUCCCUCUUGUGGGUGUCAUAAAAUAAGUAUUACGUCAGCUGAGCGGAGAUGCGUGCGUGACGAGCUGCAUGCAGCCAAUGUAGAUUCCACUCGAACUCCCAUGUAGCCUUGCGAAAAACUAACUACAUUUACCACAGUGCAAUCUGUACGCAUGCGCAAAAUGCUUAAAAAAUUACAGUCGAGCAAAAUUGACCGGCAACGGACUACAAUUUUUGCGGACAUGCGCAGUAAGACACCCAAGUCCUUUAAAUAUACUGUACGUGCAAAGAUGGCAGCUCAAGUCGACUUUCUCCGCGCAAAAGUAGAAGAAGAGAGAAUGAGGGACAGCUUUGAGAAGUUCAUAAAAGAAAAGAAGAAGAAGAAAAGGGACCUGUCGCCGUCCGCGGACAAGCGGGAGAGGCUCGAGAAGAAGGCGAAGCUCCAUCACCACCAGCACGCUGAGCUGGGAACCCAGCGCCCGCAUCAGCUCCAGCAAACCCCCAAACUGCACAACCUCAGCGCUGAUAACAAACACGUCCUGCACGUCCGCAGCCACCAGCACAGCAACGGCUUCACCAGCGGCGUGAAACGCAGCUCUGCGGGGAGCUUCAGCGCGCAGAAGAAGCCCGUUCAGCCACCUGAUCUGUUCACGUUCACGCCCCUCACCGUGGUCCAGGCCGGGCCGCAGCCAUUCACGGAGAAGCGCCGGGAGAAGGAGCUGAAGCCGAGGAAGGAGAACGUCACACAUGUGCAGCUCAAGAAGAAAACCUGCAUGGUUUCAGAGCCAAGAGCCCACCAGGAGAACGGCAAGUCUCUGACACUGGAAGAGUAUCUCCUGAAGAAGAAAAAAAAGAAGAAGAGGAAGCACCGCGAGGAAGAUCACAGACCCAAGAAGAUCCGGCAUGUGCACCACAGAGCAGUUCAGACCGUCUGCGCAGGUCUGGAUGUUGGGAAGGCUUCUCUGGCUGAUUCCACGAAGCAGGAAAGCUGCCGCCGCCGCCACCACCAUCACCCCUGCAGAGAUCCACCCUACCCACAUGCUCCAAAAUGGUGCCACGCCCCCUUUCUCUCCCAUCAAGAGCACUUCAUCCGCAGCUCUUGCCUCCAGACGGGUACCAGGUACGGGCGCUUCAUGCACGAGGAGAGGCAGCCCAACGGUGGCGGGGCGGUGCUGCACGCCUACGCCGACGAGCUGGCCCGCCUCAGUCCCAGCGAGAUGGAGGGAUUUGCCAAGGAGUUCCUGGAGUUGGCCUUCGCCGAGAAGCCCAAGGGCGCCGCAGCCUACGCCCUGUCAGUGGUGCACAGGGCGGCUGCCUACCUGCCCGACUUUCUGGACUACUUCGCCUUCAACUUCCCCAACACGCCGGUCAAAGUGGAGAUACUGGGCAAGAAAGACAUCGAAACCACUACGAUAGGCAACUUUCACUCUCAGGUGAGUCGGACCUACUGUGCGGGAACGUACCGGGCCGGACCCAUGAGGCAGAUCAGCCUGGUGGGAGCCGUGGACGAGGAGGUUGGAGACUAUUUUCCAGAGUUUCUAGACAUGCUCGAGGAAUCACCGUUUCUCAAGAGGACGCUGCCGUGGGGAACCCUCUCCAGCCUGAAGCUGGACUGCCGCUCUCAGAGUGACGAUGGACCCAUCAUGUGGGUGCGACCGGGAGAGCAGAUGGUCCCCACCGCCGACAUGCCCAAGUCUCCAUUUAAGCGGCGCAGGUCUAUGAACGAGAUCAAAAACCUGCACUUCCUGCCGAGGACCAGCGAGCCCAGAGAGGUUCUGUUCGAGGACCGGACGAAGGCCCACGCCGAUCACGUGGGCCAAAGCUUUGACUGGCAGAGCACGGCGGCCGUGGGCGUCCUGAAGGCGGUGCACUUUGGAAACGGGGACGCCAAACCCCGGAUCACCAAGGACGUGGUUUGCUUUGACGCGGGGGAUUUCACGGAGGUGGUGCAGAGGCUGCAGCUGGAUCUGUAUGAACCUCCGGUCUCUCAGUGUGUCCAGUGGGUGGAUGACGCCAAACUCAACCAGCUGAGACGAGAGGGCAUCCGCUACAUCCGGGCGCAGCUCUGCGACGACGACAUCUACUUCAUCCCCAGGAACGUCAUCCAUCAGUUCAAGACCGUGUCCGCCGUCUGCAGCCUGGCGUGGCACAUCCGCCUCAAACAGUACCGCUCCGAAGACGCCGACAAGAGGGAGGAGCCGCUGCUCCCCAGCGACCCCAGCCCCACCUCCGGCCGCGUCUCCUUCUCCUCGCCGGCAAGGCCCUACUCCUCCCUAACCCCAUGUGGGAGGCCCCAGGCGGACGCCAUCCGGGGCGGCGUGGCAAAGACGGAGGAGCCGGAGUUCCAGAGGCCAACCACACCCACCAGGGAGCCUCAGCCAGCCCCCCCGCAGCCCACCAAGUCUGCCCAUCCUCCUGCCACGUACCCGGACCCCCACCCCUUUCUGGCCUCCACGCCCUCAAAGGAGGCCUCCCUUCCAAAGCGUGUUGACCAAACAACAGAGUUCCCAAAGUGACGCCUCCCGACACCCCCCAACCAGCUCCCACAUGGGGUUUGAACCUUAAACUGACAUUUGGUCAAACUAAAUUAUUGGUCAAAGUUUUGUGACCUUUAAUGUCUCUGGUUGCUCUUAUUUUCAUUUUUUUACUGUUUAAAGCUAAAUAAUAUAUAUUUUGUUAUUUCAUAUUCCCCACCAUGUCUUAUUUAAAGCUUUUGUGUGUUUUGUUCCUUUGAUAUUGUCCUGACAUUUGAGCAGCCUUGGUGUUUUCAAAGGCUCGUACACUAGGGGGCGAUCUCAGCGAGGAAACAGGAUCUGACCUGCAGACACUUCACGUUGGCUUCUUUCUGUGUAGCCUUAGACAUGUGAACAUUGAUCAGUCUAUUCAUCAGGGAGGAAUCUUUGAGACAGAACCACUGACUGUAUAUGAGAACUGGACUGAGUAACCCCUCCCGAAGCCAAAAUCCUGUAAACGUCUGUAGAGAAAUAAAUAGCUCUUACUCAGUCAUUGUAUUCUUUGGAGUAACCUUUUUUUUAACCCUUGUGCUAUCCUAGACACUUUACCGUUGGGAGUUGGGUCAUCUAGACCCACUAGACAGUGCUCUGAACCUUUUUUCUUCAA
Oryzias latipes (Japanese medaka) is the source of this 3103-nucleotide messenger RNA. RefSeq names its product round spermatid basic protein 1 (gene rsbn1). Gene Ontology annotation, cellular component: nucleus. The record is from RefSeq and is a predicted model, not a curated record. Lineage: Eukaryota; Metazoa; Chordata; Actinopteri; Beloniformes; Adrianichthyidae.